CCACUCCGCAUUACCAUUCCAUUAGGUUUGUAAAUAAGACGAGUAGUACUAGUAGAGGCAGCAACGCCAUGAUCUUGCCCUUGUUUUUCAAGCAGCGCACCAGAAAUAAGGACUUGUUAUAUUCCCGCCGCCAUCUCGAAGCUCGCAUGCCUCUUCAUGACGAUCUCCUCCUCAACGGGUAUUACACGAUCGGAACGCCGCCGCAGCAGUUCUCUCUCAUAGUUGCCACUGCCACUUCUCUUACUUAUGUUCCUUGCUCCACUUGCCAACUCUGUGGAAACCAUCAGAAUCCAAGGUUCCAACCGGAAGCGUCAAAAACCUAUAAACCUCUCAAGUGCAACACUGAUUGCACCUGUGAUAGUGAUACACAACAAUGCACUUAUGAAAGGCAAUAUGCUGAAAUGAGCACUACCAGUGGGGUCUUGGGAGUAGACAAAUUUUCAUUUGGCAAUCAAAGUGAUCUGCAACCGCAGCGUGCUACUUUUGGAUGUGAGAAUUGGGAAACAGGCGGUCUUUACACCCAACAUGCUGAUGGAAUCAUGGGUUUAGGACGUGGAGAUCUUAGUAUCAUGGAUCAGCUUGUCAAGAAAGGUGUAAUCAGUGAUUCGUUUUCCUUGUGCUAUGGUGGAAUGGAUGUCGGUGGUGGUUCAAUGGUUCUUGGACGGAUUUCCUCCCCUAAGGAGAUGGUUUUUACACGUUCAGACCCUGUUCGCAGUCCAUACUACAAUAUCGAGCUGAAUGAGAUUCGUGUUGCUGGGAAAAAGCUGCCCCUAAAUCCCAAGGUUUUUGAUGGCAAAUACGGAACUGUUCUGGAUAGUGGCACAACCUAUGCUUAUCUUCCACAAGCAGCAUUCGAGGCCUUUGAAGCAGCUAUUUUCGAAGAAACCCAAUCCCUCACAAGGAUACAAGGUCCUGACCCUAACUAUAAUGAUAUCUGUUUCGCAGGUGCUGGAAGUGAUCCUGCAAAAGAUUUUCCGUCUGCUGAAAUGGUAUUUGGCAAUGGACAGAAGCUGUUGUUGGCCCCCGAAAAUUAUCUGUUUAGACACACAAAGGUGCAUGGUGCGUACUGUCUUGGGAUCUUCUCGAAUGGAAAGGAGUCAACCACUCUGUUGGGAGCUAUAAUUUUCCAAAAUACACUCGUAACAUAUGACCGAGAACAUGAAAAGGUUGGUUUCUGGAAAACCAAUUGCUCUGAGCUAUGGGAGAGACUUGAGUCAUUGCCUGCCUCGUCGUCACCUCUUCCUUCAGAUGCAGAUAAGGUGAAUUCAACCACUAAGAUUGCGCCAACAGGACCCCCUCAACCCCAAGCUCCAGGGGAAGUUAAAAUUGGCCUGAUAAAAUUCUCUAUGCUGUUGAACAUCAACUACACGGAGUUGAAGCCUCACAUCUCAGAACUCAUUCAGUUCAUUGCAAAGGAUUUAGAUGUUGAGCCUUCUCAGGUUCAAUUGACGAACUACACUUCUGGGGUGAAUGGGACACUAUUAAGAUGGGCUAUUUUACCAGCACAUUCUGAUGAUUAUAUCUCUAAUGCUACCGCUAUGAAAAUUGUAUCCAGGUUGAGUGGAAAUCAGAUGCAUCUCCCUGAUAGUUUCGGAGGCUACAAAUUGUCUGAAUGGAGCAUGGAGCCGCGGCCGCCACCUGAGAGGACAUGGUGGCAACAACAUCACUUGGCUUUAGUCAUAGCAUUUGUUGCAGUGGUGGUAAUUGGAUUGCCGGCCUCCAACGUGCUAACUUAAGAAUCAGAUGCUGAGAAAUUUACGUGGUCACAUUUUUUAACAAGUACUGUAUUAUAUAGUGGCCAAAAUGAUUUAAGUUAUGAUUUUUUUUGUCAUUUUAAGGGGAAAAUGUAUAAACUAUUCUUUGACUUUUCAUCAAGAUCGGACAGAGCUUUACCAUAGUUUUCUCAUUUUCUUGUCAGCUUAGACAUAUUUUCAGAUUUUGUUUUCUUUU
This is a messenger RNA of Salvia hispanica, 1950 nucleotides long. RefSeq names its product aspartic proteinase nepenthesin-1-like. The record is from RefSeq and is a predicted model, not a curated record. Lineage: Eukaryota; Viridiplantae; Streptophyta; Magnoliopsida; Lamiales; Lamiaceae. Gene Ontology annotation, molecular function: aspartic-type endopeptidase activity. Gene Ontology annotation, biological process: proteolysis.